CAGAAAGUGGAAGAUUGCAUCAUCAAAAGUUUUCUCAGAAGUCAGUAGGACUGCCUUCCAUUCCUUGUGAUUCUCCCUUAAAUUGGUAAGCGGGGUAAGAAAAGCUAGCAAGUACAGAGCAGCUGGUGAGGAUAAACAGAGCACUUUGGACAGCAUCAACUCAAGCAAAAUGGAUUAUUUCAAUAACCAAAAUGAAACCGAUUAUCCUAUUGAUAAUCUGUGGAACUAUAUGAUUGUGAGUUCUCAGGUCUUCUUCUACCUGACCUUGAUCCUUGGUGUUCCUGGAAAUGCCUUUGUUGUGUAUGUUGCUGGAAUGAAGAUGAAGAGGACUGUUAAUACAGUAGGGUUUCUCAAUCUAGCAAUUGCUGACCUCUUUUGUUGCCUUUCCACUCUUUACUUUGUGGCAGAAAACUUUCUUGAAGAAAACUGGCUGGAUGGAUCUGUCUUCAUGUGCAAGAUUGUCCCCUUCAUUAUGCACAUCACCAUGUUUGCUAGUGUUUUCACCCUGAGCUUAAUUAGUCUGGAUCGGUUUACUCUGGUGAUUACCCCAGUUUGGGCCAAAAAUCAUCGCAGCCUUUUAAUUGCACGACUGUCCUCUGUAGCAGCCUGGGUUCUGGCUUUAAUUCUUAGUCUGCCUUUUAUGAUGAUAAAAGAGAAUUCCACAGAUGGCAUAAGCUACUGCCUGCAAUAUGAAUUUGAAAAAGAGGAAAUGUAUAGAAGGUUAUGCAUCAUCAGAUUUGUGUUUGGAUUUUUGAUUCCUCUCAUAUGCAUCACAACAUGCUAUGGAUUCAUCGCACACAAGUUAGGCAGGAGUCAUUUUAACUCUGGACGAGUGUUUCGCAUCAUGUUGGCUAUUAUUGUGGCCUUUUUUCUGUGCUGGUUGCCAUAUCACAUCGUGCAUUUGAUAAUCAUAUUUGAUAAUGACUGGGAGACAUCAAAUUUCUUAGUGGCUUUGGUAGUGUAUCCAUUGGCCAUUUCUUUGGCGUAUGUCAACAGCUGCCUGAACCCCAUUCUGUAUGUUUUCAUGGGGAAGGAUUUUAAAAGCAAUGUUAAGCUUUCUCUAAGACAUGUUUUUGAAAGAGCUUUCUCUGAGGAGGGGACACAAGUGUCACGUUCCACCCAGACACAACAAAUGCACUCAGUGUAAGGAAGAUAUGAACUCAUUUAUUCAGUCUUUUCAUUUUUUGAUUGAUUUUUAUUGCUUUAUUAUACUUUUAUUAUAUGAAAUUACCUAUGUCCCAAUAAAAAUUAAUGUAACUUUUCAAAAAAAACUAAUGAAAAUAUAAAUUGAAACUGAAUAAAAUAUCUUUGAAAC
Molecule: messenger RNA, 1315 nt
Organism: Ctenopharyngodon idella (grass carp)
Lineage: Eukaryota; Metazoa; Chordata; Actinopteri; Cypriniformes; Xenocyprididae
Product: C3a anaphylatoxin chemotactic receptor-like
Exons: 2
Coding region: 170-1147 (325 amino acids)
Biological process (GO): complement receptor mediated signaling pathway; phospholipase C-activating G protein-coupled receptor signaling pathway; inflammatory response
Cellular component (GO): plasma membrane
Molecular function (GO): G protein-coupled receptor activity; complement component C5a receptor activity
Source: RefSeq, a predicted model, not a curated record